AUGACAAACUUUCCUAAAACGUUCGAAAAGAAUUUUGAAAAGCAAGCAGACGUUAGCGGCAGUAGCAGUGAUGGAAAAGAGCUCCAUAACUUACCACGACCAGCAAUAUCACCCAUAACAGUAAAUAAUUCCAGUAUUGCAGACAUUUCGAAAAACCAAGACUCGCAUACGAAAAAUCAACAAACGGAUUUUGCAUCGCUGAUCUCUAUAACUAUGACACCAGUAGCAUCGUCUUCACCGCGUAAUAGUUCCGAAUUUAGUGGGAUCGUGUCUUUUAAUCCCCAUCAACGAAAUAAACUUGUGCCUCCUCGACAAUAUUUUGCAACCAGGUUAAGUAGCGAUCGCAGUAGUGAUGGCGGAUACUUUACGCCAAAUAAUAGUGAGCAUAGCGGUAAUAACAAUGAACAACAACGCGGUUACCAAAGAACUGGCCGAUUUUACGGAAAGAUACCACCUGGUACGUCGAAACCGACUGCGACAACGCACUUUGCUAGCAGCAAAUGCUUCAACGCAACUUCACCUUCAAGUUUACCACAACCGCCACAGCAGUGGCUGCUUAAUAAGAUCGAUCAUCACCUAAGCUUUAACGUUGGCGAGGGCAAAGAUGAGCUCGAGUUGGCGAAGAGUGUUAAUACCUUCGAUUACUACAAUUUGAAGAUGUUGCUCACAGUAGGCGCAUAA
Zeugodacus cucurbitae (melon fly) is the source of this 681-nucleotide messenger RNA. RefSeq lists its product as uncharacterized. Lineage: Eukaryota; Metazoa; Arthropoda; Insecta; Diptera; Tephritidae. Bases 1 to 681 code for a protein of 226 amino acids. The transcript is spliced from 2 exons. The record is from RefSeq and is a predicted model, not a curated record.